AUGUUUAACACCAAAACUGUAAUGUUACAAUUCACUCUCUUAAUAUUAAUAUUAAAACAAGCAAAGACUGUAGAAGAAGGAUAUCUUGGACAUGUAAAAGAUGCUUGUUAUGUCAAAGGAGAAGCACUUUCUUGUAUGAAAUAUAAAGCAUUAAAAAUAGCAACGAACACAUUCUUCGGUGACAUAUACUCAAAUGAAACUAUCAGAGCGAGUAGAAUGAUUAGUUUUGUACCACUAGAUGAAGAAACGAUUAAAGAAGUGAUAAAGAACGAAGAAGAAGAAGCCCUGGCGGAACCUAGAAGCUUAAUGUCGGAAUGGUCGGAGUUUACUAAAUACUUGAUGAAAUUAGUAAAGGAAUUCUUUAAGACUAAAGGAUUGAAAGUUGAUCUUCCAGAAGGUGCUAGAACUAUCGAGGAAACAGAUGACGAUGCGCGAGGUAAAAAGAAGAAGCUAGCAGUAAUGGUACCUCUGCUCAAUCUCCUAGCAACGUUGAAGACCAAGAUGCUGCUUAUACCAAUUCUAUUAGCGGUGCUGUUAAUAAAGAAACUGCUUUUAGUUGCAGCGCUAUUAGUUCCGAGUCUGCUUAGUACACUAAAAUCUUGCAAGCAUCAUCACCCCAUGACACACUACUCGUCUUACUUCGACGGUGGUUCAUCAGAUUUCAACACAGACUAUGGGAGUAGCUACGCGUAUUCAUCUGGCGGUGGUUACGGCAAAGAUUAUGCAUCUAACAGAGCGUAUUUGUUGCCUAAACAUAGACCAACUCCAGCGCCUAUGUAUAUCACUGCACCUGGAACUACCGCAUAACAUUCUUUGAAAUAUUU
Molecule: messenger RNA, 824 nt
Organism: Papilio polytes (common Mormon)
Lineage: Eukaryota; Metazoa; Arthropoda; Insecta; Lepidoptera; Papilionidae
Exons: 3
Coding region: 1-807 (268 amino acids)
Source: RefSeq, a predicted model, not a curated record